AUGCAUAUUUUGUUAUCAAUAAUACGCGGCGGCGCGUUCAGCACCUCCACGGGCCUCGCGGCGGCACGUACAGCACGCAUCCCGUUGGGCCGAAGUCCGGCGAGACACGCCAUCUCUUGGACCAGACCUCUGCGGCCGUUGGACUUCUCAGGAAUCGAAGACGUCUCUCCGAUUGUGGAUGCGGCCGUUUCCGGCGAGAUGCUAUCGAUCGGAGAACUUUGUUUUGUGAGUAAAACGCUAAGGUCGACUAGAUCAUUGAUCGAGCAGUUGAAGGAGGUAUCAUCUGAGGGUCAUUCAUAA
Molecule: messenger RNA, 300 nt
Organism: Striga asiatica
Lineage: Eukaryota; Viridiplantae; Streptophyta; Magnoliopsida; Lamiales; Orobanchaceae
Source: the annotation of a GenBank genome assembly